ACUAAACAGCUGGAUUCUUGUACAGAAGUGCGAACGUAUUUUAAACCUCUAAGUUUCAUUUUACUUUAUUUUUUUGAGUGUUCAAAGACGAAUUAUUGUAGCUGUAUAUUAUCACAUUUUUUUUUUUUUAAGUCGAGCAUCUACGGUUAUACCCAAUAUGUUGACAAUUUUUUCGAAGUGUAGCUUGCCUAAAAAAGCAAGUUCACAUACUAUUCGUCAGCUAUCGUCGGUCAAUUUUGAUAUUCAACAUAAGCAUCCCCAGGCCCGAAAACAAGUCGGAUUGCCCAGAGCCAGAUAUGGAGGAAGAAAUGCAGUCACUAUGUUGCCAGGUGGAGGUAUUGGACCAGAGUUGAUGAGUUAUGUAAAAGAAGUCUUUUUACAUGGUGGUGUACCAGUCGAUUUCGAGACAAUUCAGAUCGAUCCGCAAAGUGAUAAUAAUGAUGAUUUGCAAUACGCCAUUAUGUCCAUUCGUAGAAAUGGUGUGUGCAUUAAAGGUAACAUUGAAACACGCAGUCUCGAUACUGCUAUCAUUUCACGUAAUGUUGCCAUUCGUAACGAACUCGAUUUAUUUGUGAAUGUUAUAAAUGUACAAUCAUACAAUAACGUACCAAGUCGUCACAAGAAUGUUAAUGUAAUUGUUAUACGGCAGAAUACUGAAGGUGAAUAUGCAAUGUUAGAACAUGAAAGUGUCGAAGGUGUAGUUGAAUCCAUGAAAGUCAUUACUGAAGAAAAUUCUACAAGGUUAGCUCGUUACGCAUUCGAGUUAGCCAAAAACAAUGGUCGCUCUAAAGUCACAGCAAUCCACAAAGCUAACAUUAUGAAAUUAUCAGAUGGAUUAUUUUUGGAAACUUGCAAAAAUAUGUCCUUAAAUUACCCAGAUAUUAAAUUUGAACACAUGAUUAUUGACAACUGUUGCAUGCAGCUGGUAUCUAAUCCACAUCAGUUUGACGUGAUGGUUAUGCCUAACUUGUAUGGUUCGAUUGUGUCAAAUGUAAUUUGUGGUCUUGUUGGUGGUGCUGGCCUAAUAUCCGGAAGAAACUAUGGUGAUCAUUAUGCAGUUUUUGAGCCAGGCACCAGAAACACUGGUUCAUCUAUUGCAGGUACCAAUACUGCGAAUCCAGUUGCAAUGUUAAGUGCGUCUGCUGAUAUGUUAGAACACUUAGGUCACAAAGUGCAUUGUGAUAUUAUCAGAACAGCUAUAUCUAAGACUCUCAAUGAAGACAUGGUACAUACAGCUGAUUUAAAUGGCACUGCUAAAAGUACUGAUGUUGUACAUAAUGUUAUUAAACAUGUAAAAAGUCUUGCGGGUAGAAUUUAAUAAUUAUUUUUAUUAUACUAUUAUGCAAGAAAUUUAAAAUUAUUAUUGUUUUUGAAGAUAAAUACUGAGAAAAUACUUUUUUUAUCCAACAUCCUAUGCACAAAUUUUCUCUAACCUAACCCAUGAGUCAUUAAAUAAUAUGUUAUUCAUAAUUCAUUGAUGUGUUUUUAUUAUUUAAUUUAACUAAAUCUAUCAAACAAUAGAUUUAUAUUAGUGUAGAUGCAUAC
This is a messenger RNA of Melanaphis sacchari, 1545 nucleotides long. It is a transcript of the gene Idh3g, whose product is annotated as isocitrate dehydrogenase [NAD] subunit gamma, mitochondrial. Gene Ontology annotation, biological process: tricarboxylic acid cycle; isocitrate metabolic process. Lineage: Eukaryota; Metazoa; Arthropoda; Insecta; Hemiptera; Aphididae. Gene Ontology annotation, cellular component: mitochondrion. The coding region runs from base 158 to 1318 and encodes 386 amino acids. The transcript is spliced from 2 exons. The record is from RefSeq and is a predicted model, not a curated record.